AUGAGCUGGCCUUGCUACACGCUCAUCGCCUACCUGUCCGCAGUCACGGCACAUCUUCUCUUCCUCCUCGCCCUCGUCUACGUCCCGCCGACGUCCUACCUUCGAGCAUGGCUGCUUCCGGUGCUGCUGGCGCCUACGGUCGUCGUCUCCUAUACGGCCGUCUACGCGACCUCUGUGAUGCCGCUUAACUUUGUCUUUGGCGUGAACUAUGGCUCCCGUCUAGCGCUGGAGAUGUUUGACCUUCUCUGCAUCUCGAAGGUGUCCUGCCCGGAGACUUGCGGAUCAGUGAACUCUUGUUCUGCAUCCGUAAAUGGAGCGCCUUAUAAGGAGAAGACGACGGAUGGAGUGGUUGCAGUUAUACCAUGGCACAUAAGAGCCUACAAUGCGGUGACAUGGCUGUUCGAGGCCUUGUCCACCGAUAGACGGCAAGAUGGUUAUCCUGACAUCUCUCGGGAGAAGAUGAAGCUGGUAUCGAAAAAACAGUUUCUCAUUUUCAGGUCUACACGGUUCAUACUCGGAUAUUUACUCCUGGACUUUAUUACAUCCCAGUCUCUAGAGGAUGCGAGCGUUAAGUUUGGUCCCGGCAAGGAAAGGAUACUUUCUCGACUGAUCGGAGGAGACUUCUCUGGCCGGGACCUUGGUGAGACCCUGGGCUCGAUUAUCGGGUUCGCCGCAGCUGGAUAUCUGAACCUGGUUGUACUCUUCGACCUGGUCUCCGUGCUGGCAGUCGGUCUGGGUAUCAGCGCUGUCGAGAGCUGGCCACCUUAUUUUGGGCCAUUGACCGAGUUGUAUUCCAUAAGGAACUUUUGGAGCUUCUUCAUCACUCAUUCUAUCCUACGGCUACCCCUUGCAAAAACUGUUCCGCCCGAAUCCAAGGCAUUGAUACUAAUUAUCCGAUACGUCAGAAUCCAAAUGGCUUUUCUAGUCUCAGGGCUGAUGCAUUUGCCAAUAGAUAGGAUGCAAAACAUACCUUAUCGGGAAUCCGGUGUUGCCAUGUUCUUCACCGUGCAAGCUCUGGGGAUUCUUAUAGAGGACAUGGUCUGUUCCACCUAUCGUUGGGUCGCUACCGGGUCAUUCUCCCGCCAGGUAUACAAGGGAGCGGGAAACAGAAAGCCAGUGUUAUGGCAACGGCUGAUUGGGUUUACCUGGUGCCUAUGCUGGGCGAUGUGGUGUGUACCACCUUGGAUCUUUCCCACCAUCCGCCGGUCUGCAAUGUCUGCCGUCCCUUAUUCAUUCUUCACGAAGAAUUAG
Messenger RNA from Microsporum canis CBS 113480, 1251 nucleotides. Its product is annotated as Tri7. The transcript is spliced from 2 exons. Gene Ontology annotation, biological process: lipid metabolic process. The coding region runs from base 1 to 1251 and encodes 416 amino acids. Lineage: Eukaryota; Fungi; Ascomycota; Eurotiomycetes; Onygenales; Arthrodermataceae. The record is from RefSeq and is a predicted model, not a curated record.